GGGCGUUGUUUUCGUCGUAUGUGUUUUGUUUAUAUUCGUACAAUUGUGUAUUAAAUAUAAUUGUUAAACGAAAUAAUUAAUUAAAAGUUAUCAACAAACAAUGCACUCACAUGUCCCACUUACUGUGCUGCUGCUAACGGCGCUAUUAAUUCGCGAUGGUGCUGCAAUUUGGUGUUAUCGCUGCACUUCCGCCACGCCCGGCUGCGCCGACAACUUCAACUGGCGCGGCAUCGGCUUCCUGGGCGAACAGUGUCCCGAGAGCAACGAUAUUUGCGUUAAAGUGACCGAGCGACGCGGCGCCAAGGAGACCAUAACCCGCGACUGUCUCAGUGCGCUCAACUUUCGCACAGACAUUCCCGCUGACAAGUACGAAGGCUGUCGGCCGGCAGCAAAGGAUUUGCGCCUGGCCCACUACGUCAAUCACACGAUCAAGGAGCACGACGUGAAGCGCGACUACUUCACUGACACGACCUUCUGUUUCUGCUUCCUAGACCAUCGCUGUAAUGGAGCCAGCGGUCUACAUAAGUCAGCAGUGGCCGGAGCAGCUGUCCUCCUCCUGCUGCUGCUCGGCACACUUCAGUCUCACUGAACAGCACUUAAUCCUAGUACCAAAGUGCCUUACCAUUAACGACAGUUCAAUUUUCAACUCGAAUCUCGUUUAGCCACAUUCCGUCCAAUCACACAACAGCUUACAAUUUUUAUGUAGUCUCUAUUUACCGAACUACUUAUGUAAUACAAUUUUUAUAAUAUACACAGAUGAAGUCUAUGAAA
Messenger RNA from Drosophila montana, 771 nucleotides. It is a transcript of the gene crim, whose product is annotated as QVR superfamily protein crim. The record is from RefSeq and is a predicted model, not a curated record. NCBI's taxonomy places the organism in Eukaryota, Metazoa, Arthropoda, Insecta, Diptera, Drosophilidae. The coding region runs from base 101 to 589 and encodes 162 amino acids. Gene Ontology annotation, biological process: regulation of synaptic transmission, cholinergic; sleep; positive regulation of voltage-gated potassium channel activity. The transcript is spliced from 2 exons.